Messenger RNA from Leguminivora glycinivorella, 765 nucleotides. RefSeq lists its product as uncharacterized. NCBI's taxonomy places the organism in Eukaryota, Metazoa, Arthropoda, Insecta, Lepidoptera, Tortricidae. The record is from RefSeq and is a predicted model, not a curated record. Bases 56 to 535 code for a protein of 159 amino acids. The transcript is spliced from 3 exons.
UAUAUAGCCAGCGCGCGCCGGCACUCGGCAGUGCCCGCUCAACGCCACAGCUACCAUGUCAUCAACCAAGAUGUUUCUGUGCGACGCCUGCCUUAUUUUAUUACUCGGGAUAGUAUUCGCAUUUCCUGAAGACAAAGCUGUGGGAAGUUCAACGGGUUCACCAGAGUCGUUGAAAGGCAACUGCACGUGCGGCGGGUUCGACUCGCGAGGCGGGUCCGCGCCGCUGCUGUCGCACGCGCCCGGGCUGUCGGUGGAGUGCGGCGCCGCGGGCAACGCCACCUGCGGCAACCUGUGCGUGGCGCUCGCCACCGCCACCCGCGCCAAGGGGCCCGAGGUGCUGUGCAAUCGGAUCAAGGACUGCAACGAACUCUUGCUCUCCGUAUUCUACAAGAUCUGCGAUGGGCCGUGGGUGUCGGCGAACAUGACGGCCGAGGAGCCGCUGUGCUGCGAGAACUCCAAGUCGAAAACGUGCGCCUCUGCCGCGACGACCACCAUGCGCGCUGCCUCCACCCCCGUCACCGGUGCCCCCGUGUGAACACUGCUCCUGCCGCGUCUUUCCCGUUUCCGAAAGUUAACCACACGGGAGAAUUGUUUCCGGAACGAUCCAACUUACGAUAUAUAUUAUACAACCACCAAUAAAAGGCUCCCGUGCACUUAUCUUUCGAAUACUCAAGUCUGUACGACAUAAGAUUGUCUACUCGCUAUUUAAAUAUACAUUCAUUUGGAGUAUAAGGUUAAAUAAAUAAACAUUUUUAAAAGACCAUU